AUGGGAGGGGAAUCAUCUUGGAGACCCACCUACCAAAAUCCCCGCCACUACAGCUUUCGUCAACGGCUUCACCUCUUCACUGGGAAGCCUUCGCCGCCAAGCACAACCUUCUCUCCCUGUUGGAAUCUACCAUCUUCUACAUCUUUAAGAGCCAUCAGAAUCCCUUCUGAUUCCUCCCGUAAAAUAUCCGUCCGAUUUUUAAACUCUCUGUCUUUCGACUGCGGAUCGCCUUUUUCAUCCGUUUACACUUCUCGUCGGAUCCACAGGUUUGGGAAGAGACUUGUCUCUCUUCGGCAAGAAGGGUCUUUGCAAGAGCUCGAUGAAUCGCCCAUUUCCAUUGAGCUCGAACCCAUUUCUAGCGAAACCAUGUUCGAUCGGGUUAUUACAGAGGCUCAGAAGCCCGACGAUGCGGUCGUAAUUGUUUGGAUGGCUAAUUGGUGCAGAAAAUGCAUAUAUUUGAAACCACAACUGGAAAAGUUGGCAGCAGAGUAUUACCCAGGAUUGCGGUUCUACCAUGUUGACGUUAAUACAGUUAGCCAUAAACUUGUUGAACGGGCAGGUGUCGCUAAAAUGCCAACCAUACAACUAUGGAUGAAUGGUGAGAAACGAGGUCAACUCAUUGGGGGGCAUAAAGCGCAUCUGGUAAUAAAUGAAAUUCGGCAGAUGAUUGAGGAUGGGGGCACUGAAUGAGUUAGUAUUGCAGCAGGCAAUUUUUUAUAUGGAUUUUUUGUUCUCAUAAUAACAGCUUGGUUCGUCCCACUUCUCCUCCUAAAUCUGGUCCCUGACAAGUAGGGUUUUCUCCCUAAAUCUUGUCCUGACAAGUGGGGUUUACCCGUCUUAAGGUCAAAUCUUUCUCCUUGCGUUUACUACGUUGUUGCAGUAGAGAAGUAGAACGCCACGAUCUGAUGUUUAUGUCCCUGUUUGGUGGGGCGGUCCACCAGUUAUAGUGUAGUUUAUAAGUGUAAUAAGUCAGUUUGUAAAUUUGAGAGUUGUUUAGAACAGUUUUUGCCAAUUUAACUUAUGAGCCAUAAGCUGUUUUUUAAAGUACAA
Messenger RNA from Neltuma alba, 1050 nucleotides. RefSeq names its product thioredoxin-like 3-2, chloroplastic. Lineage: Eukaryota; Viridiplantae; Streptophyta; Magnoliopsida; Fabales; Fabaceae. Gene Ontology annotation, cellular component: chloroplast stroma. Bases 1 to 690 code for a protein of 229 amino acids. The transcript has 7 exons. The record is from RefSeq and is a predicted model, not a curated record.